This is a messenger RNA of Pongo pygmaeus (Bornean orangutan), 1595 nucleotides long. RefSeq names its product 40S small subunit processome assembly factor 1 (gene FSAF1). NCBI's taxonomy places the organism in Eukaryota, Metazoa, Chordata, Mammalia, Primates, Hominidae. The annotation marks the transcript as partial. The record is from RefSeq and is a predicted model, not a curated record. The transcript has 7 exons.
GCAGUGGUGGUGCUGCUGCUGGGGGCGGUUCUUUCGCUCAGGACGGCCCUACUUCGCCUAGGGCGGCGGCACCCUCUGCAGCCGCUACACAGGAUCCCGGGCGCCGCCAUCUUAGCCAGGACGGAAGCCGCGCAGGGCCCUGCGGCGCAUGCGCGCAGUCGCGGAACCCGGAAGCGGGGGUGUAGCGCUGCAGAAUUGAGGGUUGAUUCCUCGGCUGACCCCACAAUGUUGCAGGAGCAAGGGCCAGGGUCCUCCACGCCUGCCAGUUCUCCGACACUUCUUGACGCUCUGCUCCAGAACCUUUACGACUUUGGAGAUACAGAAGGUGAAACAGAACAGAAGAAGAUCAUAAAGAAAAAGGAAAACAAGAAGAGAGAUGUGGAGGCUGCAGUGGCCUUGGCAGCAGAGCCAUCUCCCUUACCUGGUUCUCUCAUAAGAGGCCAGAGGAAGAGGGCUUCGAGCUUCUUCGAGGAACUUAGAGAAGAGCGGCAUUGUGCUCCUGCUGGGACCCCCACAGGACCAGAGAUCCUUGCUGCUGCAGUUCCUCCCUCUUCCCUAAAGAACAACAGGGAACAAGUAGACGUGGUAGAAUUUCACAGCAGAAACAAAAAAGGAAAAUUGAUGCCAGAUCAUAACAAGAGCACAAAGGCUAAUCCUAGUGUUUUGGAGAGACAUGUGGAUAUACAAGAAUUUAACCUAGAAAAGGCUCGUUUAGAAGUGCACCGGUUUGGGAUCACGGGUUAUGGAAAAGGAAAGGAGAGAAUCCUGGAACAGGAACGUGCCAUUAUGCUGGGUGCUAAGCCUCCUAAAAAGAGUUAUGUGAAUUACAAGGUUUUACAGGAGCAAAUUAAAGAAAAAAAGGCAGCAAAGGAAGAAGAAAAGAGACUGGCCCAAGAAACAGAUAUUUUCAAGAAAAAGAAGAGGAAAGGACAGGAGGACAGGAAAUCCAAAAAGAAGAAGUCCGCUCCCAGUAUUUUGUCAAAUGGACGGAUUGGACAGGUUGGAAAAUUCAAAAAUGGAACACUGAUUCUGAGCCCAGUUGAUAUUAAGAAAAUAAAUUCUUCCAGAGUGGCCAAAUGAAGUACUUUAUUAGAUAAAACGAGGAUGGGAACAACUGAGUCAACUGCAGUGGCCCUGGACCCUGCGUGACUCUAGAUAGAUCGUUCUUACCACACAUUUCACAGACUGCUUUUUCAUUUUAGAAAAAAAGUCAAACAGAAGUAACAUUUCUAGUUGCUGAAGUGUCUGCUUCAUGAUGCUGAACGCGUCAGGCCCAGUGCAGCAUGAAUGUGAAGUGAACACACUGAAAAGUGAUUUUUAAUGUUCUCCAGCAGCUUCACUCCUGUUUCAUGUUCACUGGUAUUUGGUGCAUUUGCUUGUAAUACAAUUUUCUAUAACUUUACUGUUUUGUAAAUGCUAGUAGUUUACAUUAAAUUGCCUUAUAUUUUUAAUGAUUUUAUGUUGUGAUAUCAUGAAAGAACCAAGAAUCUAGUAAUUUAUCAGUUUUGUGGAAAAGCAGUUUUAAUUUUUAGCCUACCGUGUGUACAAAAUCUACUUCUUAAGAAGUUAUAUAAAUAAAAUACGUUUGUGGUGUA